AUGGAGCACGAUGAAGAUCGAUUGUCGAAUCUACCGAAAGUCAUUCUUCAUAGUAUCCUGUCGAGAUUACCAGAAAAAGAUGCUGCUAGGACAAGUGUUUUGUCCAAAUCUUGGUUAGAGACAUGGCAUACUUUUCCUAUAUUGUCUUUUUCUGAUGCUAAAAUCACAGGGUUGUUUCCCCCAUCUGAUAUAGGGAGGAUGUUGUUUCCCGAAUUAAUGGAUGAUUUUGUGAGGAAGAUAGAAAAUUUCAUUGAUUAUGUGAAGAUAACUUUGUUGAGGUUCUAUGAUAAUGGAUUGGCUAUCAACAAAUUUAAGCUUGUUGUGAACAAUGUUGAGCUUCGAGGUUACAAUGUUGAGCUUGAUCUUUGGUUGAAGUUGGCAAGUGAAAGUGGUGUUGAAGUACUACAACUUUGUUUGCCUAAUGGUCCCAACCAUGAAUACUAUGUCCUACCAGAGGGUGUAAUGGGGGGAAUAAGAGUUGAUACAGCAUUCAUGAAUCGUUCAAUUAAAUUUUUCUCAUUAAGAAUAUUGUCAUUGAAGCAUGUCCUUUCCAGAGACGAACAUGCAAUUGAACAUCUCAUUUCUUGUUGUCCUUUAAUUGAACAUAUAACUUUGAGGGAUUGUUCAAUGUUGAGCCCUAAUGGCGCAACAAAUCAUCUACUUGAAUCUCACACCUCUGGGGUCAUCAAGUCUUUGAGUAUGGAUGGUCUACUUAAGUUGAAGACGGUUGAUGUUCAAGGAAUACAAGAGGUUUAUAUUGAUUCCCCGUCUCUCGAGAAAUUACGUUAUUGUCCUGGUUAUUUUGACGCACCAUUUAAGAUUGAUUUUGAUAGAUGCCAAAAUUUGAAAUAUUUAGACUUGUGUCUGGACAGUGGUAUUAUCACCGACAAAUGGUUUCUUGAACUGUUUAGAAAAUUUCGUUUCCUUGAGAGUUUGAAAUUGGAUGAUUGUACAAUGGCCGAGAGGAUUAAUAUUUCAAGUGUUCAACUUAAGGUGUUGGAGUUAUCUGAUUGUUCUAACUUGAAGGAGGUUAAUAUUGAUGCUCCAAAUCUAUUAUCGUGUGUAUAUUGCAGUGAUGGUGAUUCAGAGCCUAUUAUAUCUUUCCUAACAAGUUCUAGUCAACUAAAGGUUGAUAUGGAUAUUCCCAUUGAUCAUCAUCAUCUUUGUAACUUGAGGGAAUUUGUGCAAAACAUCAAACCUCAAAAUGUUUUGUCAUCUCUAUCCGUAUACAUCCGUAAACCAUUUGUGUUUUUAUACGAGAAGCUAAUGGAAAGAAAAGGGGAUGACUGCUUUUGCAGUUCUAGUGAUACUAAGUGUUGGUGGCAUGGCUUGAAGAAUGUGAAAGUCAUAAGCUCAUUGAAGAAUGAUAAGAAUAUUGAUUUCAAGACCAUGCUAGAAUUGUUGCCAAAUGGAGGAAAAAUUAGCUUUAUGUUAGAAUUUUAA
Molecule: messenger RNA, 1443 nt
Organism: Medicago truncatula (barrel medic)
Lineage: Eukaryota; Viridiplantae; Streptophyta; Magnoliopsida; Fabales; Fabaceae
Product: putative FBD-associated F-box protein At5g53635
Exons: 2
Coding region: 1-1443 (480 amino acids)
Molecular function (GO): protein binding
Source: RefSeq, a predicted model, not a curated record